Molecule: messenger RNA, 2114 nt
Organism: Sclerotinia trifoliorum
Lineage: Eukaryota; Fungi; Ascomycota; Leotiomycetes; Helotiales; Sclerotiniaceae
Source: the annotation of a GenBank genome assembly
CUGGAAUGUCACCCGUCACCCGUCACCCUUUAGAAAUCGAUAAGCCAACUGCAUCAAUCAAAUACAUCCGUGAUUGAGGCACUGCUCACUGCUCACUGCUCACUGCUCACUGCUCACUGCUUGGACAAAUGCGAUGAAACAUGGUUGUUUGAUAAAUAAAAGCUAAUUCUAAAAGGCAGAUUGAUUAACUGUCAUCUUGUACUUUUGUUUUUUGUACUUUUUCAAUUUCAAUUUCAAUUCUCUCCAUUUGAGACAAUAAAGGUAUCAACACAUCAAUCAUAUCACAAUUCUCAAAAUGCGUUCGAAUUUCCUGCUGUUAACAGCGGCGACCACAUUUAUGCGAUCAACAUGUGACGCUGCAUAUGUACCAGGAGCAGCCUUUGAUAGGUUUUUCACCAUCUGGCUCGAAAAUCAAGUUCGUCUUCCUCCUUUCUUGAUACUAUUCAGAGUACUAACACGUUCUUCCGCAGGACGAUACAAAAGUAGAAUCCAACCCCGAUAUACAAAAUCUCACCAAACAAGGCAUUCUCCUAGAAAAUUACUACGGACUCACACAUCCUUCUCAACCAAAUUACAUAGCAUCUGUCGGAGGUGAUUAUUUCGGUCUUAAUCAUGAUGCAUUUGUGAGGAUACCGCAUAAUGUGACAACAGUGGUGGAUCUUUUCGAGGAUGCGGGAAUUACUUGGAAGGGAUAUUUUGAGGGAAUGCCAGGACCUGGAUAUAUGGGAGAGGGAAGUACGGCGCAGGAUGGAAAAGGAUGGGAUUAUGUACGGAAACAUAAGUGAGUCUAUUUCCAAAUUUGUUUUUUGGUCAAACAGUCUGCCUCCACGGCAGUGGCCCCGGAGGCCAGCGGAGCGUCAUUUCAUUUUAAGUGUAUUUCAUAAAAGAAGAAUACUAAUACUUCAAUUGAUAGCCCAUUCGUGAGUUAUGAUAGUAUAAAUACAAAUGGUACACGACUCCAAAAUCUUCUCUCCUUGAAAGAUUUCUCAACUACAGUCCAAACCGAUCCAUCUUCCUUACCACAGUACGCACAUAUAUCCCCGGAUAUGUUAAAUGAUGGACACAACACCUCUUUAGCCUACGCUGCUAAUUGGACACGAUCAUUCCUUACGCCACUUCUUCAAAAUGAAGCUUUUAUGAAUAAUACUCUCAUUCUCCUGACCUACGAUGAAUCGGAAACCUAUUCUAAAUCGAAUCGCGUUUAUUCCGUCCUUCUAGGUGGUGCUGUACCAAUGGAUAAAAGGGGAACUGUAGAUACAACGGUCUAUUCGCAUUAUAGUAUUCUCUCUACCUUAGAGAAUAAUUGGGGCCUUCCUAAUCUUGGUCGCUACGACGUUGGUGCUAAUGUUUUUUCCCUAUGCGCCUCAAAAACAAAUUAUACAAAUAUAAACCUCAAUAUGUCGAUUGUCAACAAUUCUUUAAGUUAUCCUGGAUUCUUGAACAAUGACCCGACUAAAUGGGCGCCAGUCCCGGUUCCAAAUCUCAAAUUAAUAGGCGCAGGUGGAAAAGGUGUUGAUGAUUAUACACGAGCGGAAUGGGAUAGUGCUAAAUCAAAAAAGACGCCUUAUGAGGGUAGUGGAGAAUUUUUCGACGGCGGAAAUGGAAUAACUGAUGAGCGGAAACCUGUUUAUUAUAGUCAAGAGGCAAAUAUUGUAGCUACGGCUACGAUAUCGCAACCAUAUAGUGCGACUGCUACUUCUAGUACGAGUAGUACGAUAAGUUCAAGUGCAACUGCAAGUACGACAAAGGGAAGUGGAGCGGAGAGAAGUAGAAGCGUAGGAAUGGAUUGUGGGAAGGAGGUUUUGGGAUUAUGGGUUGCGUUGGUUUUUGCGAUUGUGGUUUUAUAGAAGGGUAAAUGAAAUGGGAUUCGAGGAAUUGGAAUGGGAUGGGAUGGGAUAUGUAUAGUAAUGGAAAGGAAAGGAAGCAAGGAGUUUCGGGUGUAUAUUUAAGGAAUGAUUUUAUGAUAUGGAUGAGUGGAUGGAUGGAUUUGGUAGAUAUCAGAUGAUGAGUAGAAUAUCGAUUUGAUCUUUAAAGUUGAUUAAGUGGUGUGUGUACUAAAUGAAUGGUAGGAAAUGUUAUAACUGAUUGGCUUUGUAAGAUAGGUAUUCCAUAUA